AUGGAGAACUCAACCCAAGUCAAGUUAUUUUAUCUCUUUGGCUUAAAAGAGACAUUUAACAACAAAUCGGUCUAUUUUAUCUUGUCUCUUAUCACAUAUCUUCUCAUCAUCACUGUGAAUCUGACUCUGAUCAUAACAAUCAUUCAGGGGAAAGGCCUCCAUGAGCCCAUGUAUAUCUUUCUGUGUAGUCUAUGUGUCAAUGGAUUGUAUGGAACCGCUGGUUUCUACCCCAAGUUGUUACUGGACCUUCAGUCGGAUGUUCAGGUGAUAUCUUAUMGUGGAUGUUUSACUCAAGKCUAUGUKAUAUACACAUCUGUCKUGUGUGAAAUMUCUACUCUAACAGUGAUGUCUUACGACAGGUAUGUGGCAAUAUGCAGACCACUACUAUACCAUACCAUUGUGACAUCUUUAACUGUUAGAAAGUUACUAUUAUUUUCUUGGUGUUAUCCUUUAUUUGCAGGACUCAUAUCACUAAGUUCAGCUCUACUUUUCAUUGUAUUUUCUUACUGUAAGAUUGUAAGGACUUGUGUAAAGUCAGCUAAGGGAAGGAUUAAGUUUACACAGACAUGUGUGCCACAUUUAAUAACAAUGGUUAUUUUCGUCACAGUGACCCUGUUUGACACGUUGCAAGGGUGGAAUGGUAGUAUAAAUAUUACGCUAAAUAUGCGUAACGCAAUGGCUGUACAGUUCCUUGUUAUACCACCUGUCUUAAACCCUGUCAUAUAUGGACUUAACCUCCAGCAGAUUCGAAGGGCAGUUUUUAGAAAGU
This is a messenger RNA of Salvelinus sp. IW2-2015, 769 nucleotides long. Lineage: Eukaryota; Metazoa; Chordata; Actinopteri; Salmoniformes; Salmonidae. The record is from RefSeq and is a predicted model, not a curated record.